GCGCUUCGUCGUACCAAUAGUCGGCGUGACGUCAACAUGACGUAAAGAAGGUGGUGUGUUGACGGUUGUGCAGGCAGCCGCAUGUUGCAUUCAUUUUACCGUAUUUUCGAUCAUUUUCGCUGGUAUGUUGCUCCGCAGCCCAUGGAUUUUGUAGGACCGAAUAUGUGGAACGAUUUGGAGUGAUUGACGUCUGCUGACAGGUGUAUACAUCGCCCGACGACUCACAGAACUGCAUCGCCUGGUACCGGAGGAGGCACCAUGGAACGAACGACGAAUUCGCUGCAAUGAACUGCGAGGCUGAGACGGACUCAUCUCAGCCAGAACCGCCCAGAAUGCUGUCAAAGUCUCAACGAUUGUUCCUUGGGUUCAUCAUCUUGUUGCUUGUUGAUAUUAUUUGGGUAGCUUCGUCAGAAGUCACCAAGUUCAUCUACAAGAAUGCUGAUUAUCAAAAGCCAUUUUUCAGCACCUAUCUCAAGACUUCCAUGUUCACCAUCUACCUUUUUGGUCUAUGUGUUUGGCCCCAGUGGCGUGCGCAGCUCUAUAAGCCUCCAGUUUAUCAGCUGCUUGACCCUAUUGCUGAUGAAGAAAGUUUUUACACUGAAGCAACCAGCAGCUUGAGUGAUUCAACAUUUGUACCCAUAAAAUAUGCUGAUGCUGGUGAUAGAGGCUCUGGAGCAGAUUCAGGGACAGAAACAGGAAAUGAUGCAUCUUCUCGCUCUGUUCGAUUCAGUAAACUUGCGGAGGUUAAACAAAUGUCUGAGGAGGGUGCUAUGGAGGCUCUACUGGCUCGCUUGUCCUACCAAGCCACUCUCAGAGCAGGAGAAGCAGCCAAACGGGCUGCAAAUAGGUUUCCUGUUCGCCGCGUUGCCAAAAUUGCAUUUUUCUUCUGCAUCCUGUGGUUUAUUGCAAAUUACACGUAUCAAGUAGCUCUUGCUCACACAGAGGCUGGUAUGGUGGCCUUGUUAUCCUGUACGUCAAGUUUGGCUACACUCCUAUUAGCUUCAGUUUUUCCCUCAAACCAAGGAGACCACUUCACAUUGUCAAAAUUUGUGGCUGUGUGUAUAAAUUUGGUUGGCCUGGUUUUGGUUUUUAUGGCUGACCACUCUUUUGAAGCCAAACUUCCAAUAGGAGGCAUUUACGCACUAAUAAGUGCUUGCUUUUAUGCUAUGUAUCUUGUUUUUCUGCGGAGGAAAGUAGAUAGUGAAGAUAAAAUGGACAUUCCCAUGUUUUUUGGGUUUGUUGGUUUGUGGAAUAUGUUGCUUCUAUGGCCUGCAUUUUUCUUCUUGCACUACAGCAAUUUAGAAAAGUUUGAAUGGCCCAAUGAGAGACAGUGGGCAUAUCUUUUAUUGAAUGGUAUUGUUGGUACUGUUAUUUCAGAGGCUUUCUGGCUGUGGGGAUGUUUUCUAACUUCUUCCCUCAUUGCCUCUGUUGCUAUGAGCCUAACUGUGCCCAUGACAAUGUUGGCUGAUGUUGUCCUAAAACAGGUGCACUAUUCGGUGGUUCUGUAUUUGGGUGCCAUUCCUGUGUGCCUAGCAUUUCUGGCAAUCCUUCUCCUUGCCCAUUGGGAAAAUUGGGAUCCCUUGGGUGAUUUCUUACACAAGUUGUGCUCUAGAGUCUUUUGUUGCCGUGUAGGACACACGCAUAAUAGAGCAAUAAGAACACCAGACUCUGAAAGUGAACAGCAAGCACUUAUUGGUAUAAAUGAUGGUGACCAUGAAGCUUAAAAUCUCAUGCAAUAUGUCACGUUAUAUAUUUCUUGAAAUACUAUUUUGACUGAAUGAGUUGAGGAAAUAAUUUAAACUCCUACAUUUUCAUCUGGGGGAGUCAAUUUUGGUUCAGUUGUAUUUAUCAAACCUUUGCAACUUCUUUGUAGUUAUUAGUUACUUCUCCUGUGAUGAACUGUUUAAAUGUCAUUGUGUUGUAAUGUCUUAGAUAGUUAGAUUCUUCUAUUUUGAUCCUCAAAAGUUGCUGUUGUUGUUCUGUGUUGAUUGUGCUCUGUGGUUGCAUUUCAAAAGAAAUGAGAAAAAAAAACACGGGAAAGGCAUUUAAUUGGACUAUGUAUUCUCUUGUGAGAAGAAUUUGUAUUAUGUCAUCCUGACAAUGGUCAAUGCCUCUAACAAGUAUUUUUUUCAGAACACUUCAUAACUUGAAACAUCAUGUAUCAAAUUAAACAUCAGUCUUCCAUUUCGUAUUCAUGUCCAAGAGGCAAAAAUGAAAGUAUUACCAUGAUCUGUCUUGAUUCAAUGGUACACAUUGUUCCUCGUGCAAUAUCUGUUCAAAGGAGAAAGUUAACUGAAGACAACUGUCUUGCCGUGUUUUUAUGCUUAGUAUUGACAAUGUGCAGUAUUGAUUUUUGUGGAAGCAAAGAAAGAAUUGGCUAUGAGCAUUUAUUUAAUACCUGAGUAUUGGUCUCAAUUUGUCCCUCAAAUUGGAUCUCUCUCUAUUGAAUAGUAAGUCUUUAGAAUGGUAAGACAGCAGUAUUAUGUCUAUUCGUAAAUACCUAAGUCUUAUAAAUUCUCUAGAAAGGUUUUUAGUAAAUGUUCUUUGUUAUUUGAAUUUCUAGACAAGAUGAACAUUCCUGUUUUUUCCUUAAGUGCGAUGCCACUUACCAAACUGGUUUUAAUGGGGGAAUCUUUACUUAUUGUGAUUAUUGCGCCCCUAUGAAGACAGUUCCAAUUUUUAUGAAUGAACGGUCAUCUUUAAAAUUGAUAUUUUUGUAUGGCCGACUGUCUUUUAUGCCAACAUAAAUAAUUUAAGAAACCAUCUUUCAUUACAUGGCUGUAUAAUUCAGAACUGUUUUAGGUCCCUUGUUACCAUAGUUAUGUAAUGUUACUGGUUAACUUAUAGUGAAGCAUUGUGAUGCACAUGUUUAGAGUUCCAUUCCCAGGAGAAAAAUCAAUCCAGAGCUCUUGCACUGUGAAUAAUUGUAAUAACAAGACCUUACAUUUCUUGACUAGUCUCUCAGCUAUUGUGAUUGCUAUAUUUUUGCUUAUUAGUAAAUACUAUUCUAGUGUUACUUGUUAGUAGCUUAGGAAUCAGAAACAACAGAUGGACCAGUGAUUCUUUGAAUUGAAUAUUGUGAUCUUUUGUUCUCCUUUGUGUACUGUGAAGCUGAGCGACACUAUAGAUUUUUGUUGUUUGUUUGUAUUAUUGUUGUUAAAAUUUGACUUAUUUGUAUUUGAAGCAUCUUGCUUGUUUUGUUUCUAAAUCUCGUUUUUGUUAUCAGUUUCUGUUGAUUUUUUAAGGCCAAUUCUAUUUCAGUAUUGUAGCUUCAUGGGAAAUUCUGGAUAAUUAUUGGGAUGGGUUUGUUCUCUUAGAUUUUUUUAAUUGAACAUUCCAAGUUAAUUUUUAUUAUAUUUUUACCUAGCUUGCACAGUUUUGAUUCUUCUUUGCUGUAAAAAAGACACUUUUUAUUACCAAAUUAUAAGACAUCGAAAGUGGUUCUGAAAAUAAACAUUGUUUUUUGUUUUGUUUUUUUA
Thrips palmi is the source of this 3479-nucleotide messenger RNA. Its product is annotated as solute carrier family 35 member F5. The transcript has 11 exons. The record is from RefSeq and is a predicted model, not a curated record. The coding region runs from base 285 to 1724 and encodes 479 amino acids. Gene Ontology annotation, biological process: regulation of peptide transport. NCBI's taxonomy places the organism in Eukaryota, Metazoa, Arthropoda, Insecta, Thysanoptera, Thripidae. Gene Ontology annotation, cellular component: membrane.